CUCCUUGUUGUGUGCACACAGCCAAUUGAGGCUACCAAAUCCUGGGUCUGAUUGGAGACGCAAGCUCGCAAACCCAAGAGAAAAACCUCGUGAGAACCUGACAAAACCCAGAACCACUUACACACGGUUGCUCGGCGAUAUUACUCAGUGCGAGUGGGAAGACAUGACUGGCGCUAUCUUCAACUGGGCUUGAGUUUGUUGUCUCACUGAGCCGACUACCACCCCCCAAAUGUUGGCGAGACUGCGCCUGGGGCCAUGGAGCCCAUCCGGCACCACGAACCUCCUGGCGUGUCAGAGAUUAUCAGCACGUGCUGUUCACCUUGAUCACCGAGUCCGUCUGCAGAACAGCUAUGUUCCACAAGGCGCCGUGACUGAUAGGAAUCGCAAAGCCGAAGAAGAUGGGCAUUCAAAGCUCAUCCGUGCCGGCUUCCUCCGCCAAGCACACGCUGGAAUCUUCCAUCUCCUGCCGAUGGGCUUCAGAGUACAGGAGAAGAUAAAGCGUCUUAUUGACAAACACAUGCAAAGCAUUGGGGCUUCGAGAGUAUCCCUCUCUGCCAUUUCCUCACCCAGCCUCUGGCGUAAGAGUGGACGUUAUGACAAGAUCGGUUCGGAGUUGUUCCAACUAGUAGAUCGUAAAGAUACACCCUACCUGCUGUCUCCCACGCACGAAGAGGAGAUCACGAGUCUUGUAAGGCAGACUGUGGUCUCGUACAAAAGUCUUCCACUGAGGGUAUACCAAAUUACGCGCAAAUAUCGCGACGAGUUCCGGCCGCGCAAAGGGCUCCUACGGUCUCGAGAGUUUAUGAUGAAAGAUCUAUACACCUUCGAUGUCUCGAUCAAGAGUGCCCUGACGACAUACAAUGAAGUCCGCGCCGCCUACGAUAAACUGUUUUCUGAGCUGCGCCUCCCAGUGUUGAUCGCCGAGGCCAGCUCGGGAGACAUAGGAGGCGACCUCAGUCACGAAUACCACCUGGUGACAUCCCAAGGCGAAGACGAUGUCAUCAAGUGCGAUGGUUGUGGCUACACAGCAAACUCCGAGGUGGCCGAGACCUCCUUGUCUAUACGCCAGGACCCGGAUAUUCCAAAGCCAACGUCUGCAGAUGUCAAAGUGUGGCGCGGUAUAUCAAAGGAUAGACGUACGCUCGUCAACGUCUGGUACUCGGGGCCUGCCCGCGAUGCAGAGAGUGUGAACAUCCAUGCUGUCAAACGCCUCGUUCCGAACAUCGAUACCAGCAUUGAGGAUGCCUCUGACAGCUGGUGGGCUGCUCUCCGGCCGCCCGAGGAGGUCGAAGGAGGGUCGGCUGAUUCUUACGCGGGCCCGAGGCCAUCACUACGGUUCGUCAACCUGGUUGAUGGUAGUAUCGCCCAUCUGAACAUUCGGGCCCUGGCCAAGGAAGAGAUAGCAUCAGCUGUUCUACCAUUUCGGAAGGAAGCCGCAGCGGAGCUGGAUGUUCCUCUGCCUGAAUUCAUCUCCAACGACAAGCACGGCGAACAGCUUCGCCUCCUGGCAAUCCAAGAUGGAGAUCCGUGUCCAAAAUGCGACUCGGGCGCUCUGAAGGUCACGCAGGCCAUCGAGCUGGGGCAUACCUUCCAUCUCGGCGACAGAUAUUCGGAGCCUAUGGGUGCCUCUAUUAAUGUCCCAUCCUCGAAAAUCGACCAAGACGAACAAGCGGCUACACCGUGCUCGGCGGCCGACUCCGCCGCCAGGGGAUCGGGGGAGCAUGAGAUCAAGGUGAACAUGCAGAUGGGCUGCCACGGCAUCGGGGUGUCGAGGAUCAUGGGUGCCGUGGCAGAUCACCUGGCUGACGAUAGGGGGCUCAACUGGCCCCGGGCCAUCGCCCCGUACGAGGUUGCUGUCUUGGCGCACACGAACCUUGACGAGGAGGCGGUGCAGGUGUACGACAUGUUGGACAGAGGUGGCAGUAGCCGAGACGCUGCGUCGCCUCCGACGGCCCCACUGGACCUGCUCCUGGACGACCGCGACCGGAGUUUGCCAUGGAGGCUGAAGGAUGCAGACUUGAUGGGAUACCCUGUCAUUGUCGUGCUGGGCAACGAGUGGGGGAAAACGCGCAGGUGCGAAGUGCAGUGUCGCCAGCUCGGAGUCCAAGAGUUUGUGUCAGUGGACGAUCUCUACUCUAGGGUCAGCGAGCUUCUCGGAAAGCUCUAGGCCAGGCUAGAUAGGGCUGGGAGCAUACAAAGGGGACAGACAGGUAAGCACGCCGUGUUGUGAGGUGUGCAUAUGCAAAUACGAACAGCUCCAUUUGUUGUAUCCGGG
This is a messenger RNA of Gaeumannomyces tritici R3-111a-1, 2275 nucleotides long. RefSeq names its product prolyl-tRNA synthetase 1. The record is from RefSeq and is a predicted model, not a curated record. Lineage: Eukaryota; Fungi; Ascomycota; Sordariomycetes; Magnaporthales; Magnaporthaceae. The transcript has 7 exons. Gene Ontology annotation, molecular function: ATP binding; proline-tRNA ligase activity. Bases 230 to 2167 code for a protein of 645 amino acids. Gene Ontology annotation, cellular component: mitochondrion; cytoplasm. Gene Ontology annotation, biological process: prolyl-tRNA aminoacylation.